Molecule: messenger RNA, 1635 nt
Organism: Camelus dromedarius (Arabian camel)
Lineage: Eukaryota; Metazoa; Chordata; Mammalia; Artiodactyla; Camelidae
Product: intestinal-type alkaline phosphatase-like
Exons: 11
Coding region: 1-1635 (544 amino acids)
Biological process (GO): dephosphorylation
Cellular component (GO): plasma membrane
Molecular function (GO): alkaline phosphatase activity
Source: RefSeq, a predicted model, not a curated record
AUGCAGGGGGCCUGGGUGCUGCUGCUGCUACUGGGGCUGAGGCUUCGGCUCUCCCUUAGCUUCAUCCCAGCUGAGGAGGAAGAUCCAGCUUUCUGGAACCGCCAGGCAGCCCAGGCCCUGGACACUGCUAAGAAUCUGCAACACAUCCAGACAGCUGCCAAGAAUCUCAUUAUCUUCUUGGGGGAUGGGAUGGGAGUGCCUACAGUGACAGCCACUCGGAUCCUGAAGGGGCAGAUGAAUGGCAAGCUGGGACCUGAGACACCCCUGGUCAUGGACCAAUUCCCAUACCUGGCUCUGUCCAAGACUUACAACGUGGACAGACAGGUGCCAGACAGUGCAGGCACCUCCACUGCCUACUUGUGCGGGGUCAAGGCCAACUAUAAGACCAUUGGUGUAAGUGCAGCUGCCCGCUAUGACCAGUGCAACACGACACGUGGCAAUGAGGUCACCUCUGUGAUGAACCGAGCCAAGAAAGCAGGGAAGUCCGUGGGAAUCGUGACCACCUCGAGGGUGCAGCAUGCCUCUCCAGCCGGCACCUACGCACACACAGUGAACCGCAACUGGUACUCAGAUGCCGACCUGUCUGCUGAUGCGAAGACGCAGGGCUGCCAGGACAUCGCCACGCAGCUCAUCAACAACAUGGACAUUGACGUGAUCCUGGGUGGAGGCCGAGUGUACAUGUUUCCUGAGGGGACCCCAGACCCUGAGUACCCACAGGAUGCCAAUCAGAAUGGAGUCCGGCAGGAUAAGCGAAACCUGGUGCAGGAGUGGCAGGCCAAGCACCAGGGUGCCCAGUAUGUGUGGAACCGCACGGCACUCAUGCAGGCAACCAAUGACCCCAGUGUAACACAUCUUAUGGGCCUCUUUGAGCCUUUAGACAUGAAAUAUGAAGUCCAGCGCAACUUGGCCACGGACCCAUCCCUGGCAGAGAUGACGGAGGCAGCCCUGCGCCUGCUGAGCAGGAACCCCCUUGGCUUCUACCUCUUCGUAGAGGGAGGUCGCAUUGACCACGGUCACCACGAAGGCAUAGCUUACAUGGCGCUGACUGAUACCGUCAUGUUUGACACUGCCGUUGACAAGGCCAACCAGCUCACAAGCGAAAAGGACACACUGAUCCUUGUCACUGCUGACCACUCUCACGUCUUCUCUUUUGGUGGCUACACACUGCGUGGAACCUCCAUUUUCGGACUGGCCCCCAGCAAGGCCUCUGAUGGCAAGUCCUACACGUCCAUCCUUUAUGGCAAUGGCCCUGGCUUUGCGCUCAGCGGAGGCACACGGCCCGACGUCAAUGACAGCCAGAGCGGGGACCCCACGUACCGGCAGCAGGCGGCCGUGCCCCGGUCGAGCGAGACCCACGGCGGCGAGGACGUGGCGGUGUUCGCGCGCGGCCCGCAGGCGCACCUGGUGCACGGCGUGCAGGAGCAGAGCUUCGUGGCGCACGUCAUGGCCUUCGCCGCCUGCAUCGAGCCCUACACCGACUGCAGCCUGCCGACCCCCGCCAGCCCCACCGCCGCCGUGCAGACGCCCGCCAGCCCCACCGCCGCCGCGCACCCGGGGCCGGCCGUCUGCCCUCCCUCCCUGGCGCUGCUGGGUGGGGCGCUGCUGCUGCUGCUGCUGCUGCCCGCCCUGCACUGA